GGCCCACGCUGCCUGCCUCCCCUGCAUGGGGCCCUGCAGCCACCCACGCCUGGGGCUCCCUGGGUCGGAGUCGUCCUCCCAGCCCCCCAAGAGGAGGAAGAAAAGAUACCUGCGGCAUGACAAGCCCCCCUACACCUACUUGGCCAUGAUUGCCUUGGUGAUCCAGGCCGCGCCCUCCCGCAGGCUGAAGCUGGCCCAGAUCAUCCGUCAGGUCCAGGCCGCGUUCCCCUUCUUCAAGGACGACUACGAGGGCUGGAAGGACUCCAUCCGCCACAACCUCUCCUCCAACCGCUGCUUCCGCAAGGUGCCUAAGGAUCCGGCGAAGCCCCAGGCCAAGGGCAACUUCUGGGCCGUCGACGUGAGCCUGAUCCCCGCCGAGGCGCUGCGGCUGCAGAACACCGCCCUGUGCCGGCGCUGGCAGAGCAGGGGCGCGCGGGGCGCCUUCGCCAAGGACCUGGGCCCCUACGUGCUGCACGGCUGGCCUUACCGGCCGCCCAGCCCCCAGCCGCUGCCCAGCCCCCAGCCGCCACCCAGCGAGGGCUUCAGCAUAAAGUCUUUGCUGGGGGACUCCCGGGAAGGGGCAGCCCCGGGCAGCCCCAGGGAGGAGGGGGUGCGCACUCCCCCCCUGCCCUGCGAGCAGCCUCCGUGGCCGCCCUGCCCGCUCCCUGGGCCCAGGAGAGCAGAGGGAGCAGACGGGGAGGCUUCCCGGGGGGGGACCAGCAGGCCCCUGCCCCUUUCCCCUGAGCACAGAGCCUGGCCUCUCCACUUACUGCAAGCUUCCCCAGACCCCGGAGGGCUGCCCGGUGGGAGUCACAGGCCCUCACUCUGGGGGCAGCUGCCCACCUCGUACUUGCCCAUCUACACUCCCAAUGUGGUAAUGCCCCUGGCUCCACUACCACCCGCAUCCUGUCCCCAGUGCCCACCUUCAACCAGCUCAGCCUACUGGGGGGUGGCCUCUGAAACUCACGGCCCCCCAGGGCUACUCUGGGAUCUCGAUGCCCUCUUCCAGGGGGUACCACCCAACAAGAGCAUCUAUGAUGUGUGGGUGAGCCACUCCCGGGAUCCAGCUGCCUCCACCCCUGGCUGGCUACUCUCCUGGUACAGCCUGUGAGGCUCCUGGGGCAGGGGCGGCUUUCUUCUACCCCUUCCUGCCACCACUGACUUGCUGGGGAACCACGGCCAAGAGGUCCAGGAGGUGUCUGUGGCCGCAUCAGCCCUGAAACACCAGGCACCGGCGGUGCUGAGA
Messenger RNA from Nyctereutes procyonoides (raccoon dog), 1246 nucleotides. RefSeq names its product forkhead box H1 (gene FOXH1). The record is from RefSeq and is a predicted model, not a curated record. NCBI's taxonomy places the organism in Eukaryota, Metazoa, Chordata, Mammalia, Carnivora, Canidae. Gene Ontology annotation, molecular function: sequence-specific DNA binding; DNA-binding transcription factor activity. The transcript is spliced from 3 exons. Gene Ontology annotation, biological process: regulation of DNA-templated transcription. Bases 26 to 1111 code for a protein of 361 amino acids.